AUGGAAAAACACAAUCUAUCAGUGCUGAAUGAAUUCAUUCUUAUGGGAAUUACAGACCGUCCUGAGCUGCAGGCUCCAUUAUUUGUGCUCUUUCUCAUGAUCUACGUGAUCUCACUGGUGGGCAACUUGGGCAUGGUCAUCCUCACCAAGAUGGACUCCAGGCUACAAACACCCAUGUACUUCUUUCUCAGACACCUGGCUUUUACUGAUCUUGGUUAUUCAACAACUGUGGGACCCAAAAUGUUAGUAAACUUUGUUGUGGAUCAAAACACAAUCUCCUAUUAUUGUUGUGCAACACAACUGGUUUUCUUCCUUUUCUUUAUUAUUAGUGAACUUUUUAUUCUGUCAGCAAUGUCCUGUGACCGUUAUGUGGCCAUCUGUAAUCCUCUGCUCUACACUGUCAUCAUGCCACAAAGGGUAUGUCAGGUGCUGGUGGCAAUCCCAUAUCUCUACAGCACAUUUAUUUCUCUUCUAAUCACCACAAACAUUUUUAAUUUAUCCUUCUGUGGCUACAAUAUCAUCCAUCAUUUCUACUGUGAUGACCUGCCUUUGUUAUCUUUGCUCUGCUCGAACACACAUGAAAUUGAAUUAAUUAUUCUGAUUUUCUCAGCUUUUAAUUUGAUUUUAUCUCUUCUGAUAGUUUUUUUGUCUUACCUGCUCAUCCUUGUAGCUAUUCUCAGGAUGAACUCUGCUGAGGGUAGAUGCAAGGCCUUUUCUACCUGUGGAUCCCACCUGACAGUGGUCACAGUGUUCUAUGGGACACUGAUAUUUAUGUAUGUGAAACCCAAGUCUAGUCAUUCAUUUGAUACUGAGAAGGUGGUUUCCAUAUUUUACACCCUGGUUAUCCCCAUGUUGAAUCCCUUGAUCUAA
This is a messenger RNA of Equus quagga, 870 nucleotides long. Its product is annotated as olfactory receptor 8K3-like. The record is from RefSeq and is a predicted model, not a curated record. The transcript has a single exon. The coding region runs from base 1 to 870 and encodes 289 amino acids. Gene Ontology annotation, biological process: G protein-coupled receptor signaling pathway; sensory perception of smell. Gene Ontology annotation, molecular function: odorant binding; G protein-coupled receptor activity; olfactory receptor activity. Lineage: Eukaryota; Metazoa; Chordata; Mammalia; Perissodactyla; Equidae. Gene Ontology annotation, cellular component: membrane.